CUCAGAGAGAUCUCAAGGAAAUAUGAACAUGUAUUUAUGAAUAUGUAUUUAUGAAUCAUUCUGUAUAUAAUUUAGAAGAAGAAUAGUUAGGUUCAUAUAUAUAAUCUCGUAUAACUUAUUUUGACACAUUCUAACGUAGAUAUCACUUGUGCGUCACGCCACUGAUGAUACUCUUUGCGUUGGAAGAUCACGCGCUAACAGGGAAAUUUUUGUACGAAGAGCCCCCGAGAUUUCCCAAGAUCUAGGGACUUGGAGUUGCGCUAAGUUGACAGCGCGCACUCGUCAGCAGCGGAGAGGAUGCGGCGGCCAUUUUGGAUUAUCGGCGUUAGCAUCGCGAGCCCGCGUAUGUAUGCGUACGUGUGUAUAGUGUGACUAGGAAGUUCGUCGCGUAUAUUCGGAGCACAUCACGUCGUCGAGUCGAAGAAUUGAUUGUUGGUGAUAAGUCGCGUGAUAAGCCCGACGACGGUAGAAUGGGCCGCAAGAAGAAGAAGCAGUCGAGACCGUGGUGCUGGUAUUGCAACCGAGAAUUUGAAGAUGAAAAGAUUCUUAUUCAGCACCAGAAGGCAAAACAUUUUAAAUGUCACAUCUGUCACAAGAAAUUAUACACGGGACCAGGGCUUAGCAUACACUGCAUGCAGGUACACAAGGAGACGAUAGACAAGGUUCCAAAUUCGUUACCGAAUCGUAGUGAUAUCGAGAUAGAAAUUUACGGGAUGGAAGGUAUACCUCCAAACGACGCGAAGGAGCACGAAAGACAGAGGAACGGUGGUAGGCCAGGUUCGCCUAGCUCUGGCGAGGAUGAACCGGUAACAAAGAAAGCGAAACCGGAGGGUUUAUUGGGCUCUGCACCGGCGAUGCCUGGGAUGGCCGGAAUACCUGGGAUGGCACCGCAACCUACUUUGCCACCGAUGCCGCCUGGUAUGGCGCAUCCUAGUAUGGCGCCGCAUCCUGGAAUACCACCGCAUCCUGGAAUGCCACCUAUGCACCCUAUGAUGCCGAUGGGCCACGUGGGUCCUCCGUUUAUGAGUUCAGGUAUGAUGUCAGGUAUGACGGGUAUGCCUUCCGGUAUGCAACCGCCGGUAUCGGGCGCGUCGAUCCCGCCGACGCGUCCACUUUUCCCAAGCGCCGCGGCCGUCUCGACAGCGGCGUCGACGGCGGUUACGUCUACGCCUCUUGGGACAGAUUUCAAACCGAUCACGUCGGUGGCGGGCGGCUCGAUAGGGCCAGUGAAGCCGACAUUCCCCGCUUACAGCACCGUCGAGACCGCUGGUACCACAUCUAACAAUAAUCUCGGUGGCGAUCAAAAGGUGAAUUUAAUUGCGACCACCGGGGCUGCCAGCAAAAUCAUUCACCCUCCGGAAGAUCUCAGUUUGGAAGAAAUCAGGGCGAAGUUGCCGAAGUACCAACGUCGUGCCGAUGAGCCGCGAUCGGCGCAGUCGGAGGCGAGCCAACAACAGCAGCAGGCUGCCGCGCUGCAGCAAGCACAGCAACAGCAGCAACAGCAGCAGCAGCAGCAAGCACAGCAGCAGCAACAGCAGCAGCAGCAAGCGGCUGCUGCGAACGCGGCCGCUGCUUUUCAGGAUCAACAGCAGCGACAGCAGGCGGUUGCGCUGAGCGCCCUGCAGCAGCAACAGCAACAGAGGUUUCCGAGGCCGCCGCAGGUGAUGGUACCGGCCUCGGCAGCCGCGAUGCCUGUGAAUUCGGUCGCCUUAAUGGCACCGCUUAUGCGACACACUAUGACACUGGCCGCGCCUGCUCUCAUUCAUGGAGGUAACAUGAUGCGACCGCCCCCCAUGGGCAUGCCACCAGGUAUGAUAGGAGCCAUACCACCGGGUGCGAUGCAUCCGGCCUUCCCCAUGGGAUUCCCGGCGCCGAUGCUAGCACCGAUGAUGCAUCCACGCUUCAGAUGAUCGCCCCCCAUGGACGGGCCCAAUCCCCCGCCGUUGCACUUCGUGCUGUGGGCCCGCCCCUAAGUCUCGCUGGGGUUCGGACCUGACCGAGGAAGAGACACGGACACACUCAGUUGACACGACGAGGAAAGGGGGAGAGAAAUGGGAUGCGAAAAGAGAAAGAGAGAGCGAGAGAGAGAGAGAGAGAGAGAGAGAGAGAGAUAGAGAUAAUGGGAGUUGAUUCGCGCGGUGAAGCUUUCGCAUCCACUUUGAUUCACGUCGCGCAAUUCGACCGCAUCCUCUCCCAUUGCGACGUUUGGAUGAUUCAAGGUCCUUGUUCUUUUUUUCUAAUCAUAUCGUUGAAAGACAUAGAGAUGAGAACUACACAGACAGACAGACAGACAGAAAGAGAUUG
Dinoponera quadriceps is the source of this 2304-nucleotide messenger RNA. RefSeq names its product BUB3-interacting and GLEBS motif-containing protein ZNF207-like (gene BuGZ). The record is from RefSeq and is a predicted model, not a curated record. Bases 471 to 1910 code for a protein of 479 amino acids. Gene Ontology annotation, cellular component: nucleus. Gene Ontology annotation, molecular function: DNA binding. The transcript is spliced from 6 exons. Lineage: Eukaryota; Metazoa; Arthropoda; Insecta; Hymenoptera; Formicidae.